AUGGAUACUGUGAGGGAGUGGCUCACAUGGAGCUUCAGCCCAUCGCUCGGAGCAAUUGUCUUCACGCUGCUGCUGUCGCUGUCGCUGCCCAUCAUCUUCCACCUGUUCCUGUACCGUCAGCGCGCCGCUGUCGUUGUACCAUCUUUUGUCCUGCUCGGCCCCAGUGGCGCUGGCAAGACGACGCUUCUCACUCUGUUCGAGCGCGGCACACCCACUGCUACCCACACUUCGCAAGCUCCUCAGACCGUCACCUGCAAUCUUCCAGCUGGCGUUACCGCCGAAUCGCACAAAUACCGCGCUUCUGAUGACCCCUCGACCAAGAAGGAGCGUCAGAUCGAUGUGACCGACACACCUGGCCAUGGCAAACUUCGCCAGCACGCCUACGAUGCCAUUACUUCGGCUACCUCUCUCAAGGGUCUGAUCUUCGUCGUCGAUGCGGCCGCCAUCUCCAGCCCCCAAGGACUUGCCGAAGCAGCUACCUAUCUUCACGACAUUCUACUUGCAUUGCAAAAGCGACACACUGGAGCAAAGACCAGCAAAGGCCCUGCAGGAAUCCCCGUCUUGAUUGCAGCAAACAAGCUGGAUCUAUUUACUGCACUUCCUGCUCAGCUGGUCAAGAAGCGCUUGGAAGAGGAAAUCACAAAGAUCAGAUCGACCAGGGCAAAGGGACUGCUUGACAGUGCAGUAGACAUUGAGGGAGACGAUGAGGACAGGGAAUGGCUAGGUGAAGGCGGUGAGGGCAACUUUAACUUUGGGCAGAUGAAAGAGGCCGAGAUUGAAGUGAGCGUAAUUGGAGGCAACGCCAGCGCAAAGGGCGAGGAAAAGACACAGGUCGAGCAGUGGUGGGGUUGGAUCGCACAGCAAAUGUGA
Molecule: messenger RNA, 870 nt
Organism: Aureobasidium pullulans EXF-150
Lineage: Eukaryota; Fungi; Ascomycota; Dothideomycetes; Dothideales; Saccotheciaceae
Product: P-loop containing nucleoside triphosphate hydrolase protein
Exons: 2
Coding region: 1-870 (289 amino acids)
Source: RefSeq, a predicted model, not a curated record